Amoebophrya sp. A25 is the source of this 5706-nucleotide messenger RNA. The record is from the annotation of a GenBank genome assembly. Lineage: Eukaryota; Dinophyceae; Syndiniales; Amoebophryaceae.
GUCGAAGAGUGAAGAUGCGCCGGUAGUAGGUGUAGCGAACAAACUGAAAUAGGAUCACGAGAGUCAAUUGAUAUUUAUAGGCUCUUCUUCUUUCAGUAACAGCAUUUUCUCGCUUAUUCUGAAGAUCAUGGGUUAAGGACUUAGAAACUUGCUUACUUUUUUCGAUGAAGUCGAAGCUUUUUUUCGGGCUCCUGUAACAAGAAACAUCAAGAUGCAACGCUUGGCGUCUUUUUUGCCACCGGCUUGUGCCAACUUUUUUCCAAAGACGGGAAAAACGGUCGGCAUUAUAGGUGGAGGAGCUGCAGGAAUGCUGGCUGCUGAACGUCUCCGUAUGGCGCUUGACUUCUAGGACAGUUUCUAUUUCUAUUUGAGUGAUUAAAUAAAUAUACUAGUACGAAAAAUUAGACGAGUCAGAGCAGUCUACUUCAUCUGCUCCUUCUUUCUAUAAUUUUUAUGCAGCAGAACCGCACCGAGGUAGAUCGUGACGCGUCCCCUGUCUACUGAGUAUCAUCAUACCUCAGCCCUUGCUACUACUCCUUUCUCUUGUUGAUUAUCUUCUGCUAGUUUUCCAUACUUCUGCUUCUUGCAGCCACGACUGUCUCAGUCUAUUCAUCAUGUUCAUAGUCAUCAUCUUCAUAGAGGUUGCAUUUCAUGCGUUGCCACCUAUUCGACGUGACCGUGAUCGACCCGAAGAGCUACUACGAGUACUCUCCCGGGAUGUGUCGCGCCUUUGUGCAACCCUUUUCAGCACACAAGCGGAUCACCUUCGAUAUGAUGACAGAAAACAGCUUAGCGUCCUCCACAAAGAAGGAGAAACUUUACUUAGUGUGUUCUCUUUCUCCGCAUAUGACGCAAGAUGAUGAAGACGAAGCACAAGCACUUGACCUUCACAGUUUUUUAGUUCCUCCAUAGGAGUAGUAAAUGAUCAUGCCCAGCAUGCGUGACCAUGUUGUUGUUGACUGCCCGAUCCAUAUAAAAGACGCACACGCAGACAACUCAGGAAUAGGAAGUACUUCAAUAAGUUGAAUCUUCUUCAUAUUAGACGACACCAUCGCGCCCGCCUUUCAUAUUGAAUUAUCGGCGAAUACUCGAGGACGCACUUGGCGUCGAAUUUAUGCAAGGGUAUGUGGAAUCACUAGUGGAUCGGGCAGGUGAGGCAACGGGCUCUACACCAGUUAAGGCCUUUUUCUGGUAGUGGCAUCAGUGACAUUGACAUUGACUAUUCAUCUCUCUCUUUAACCAAUACCAACGUACGCAGAGUCCUCAUAUGCUUAUGCUGGGCGUGGACCAAGGAGGAUACCGAGGUCUAAAGCAGAUAGGACCGAAAAGUUGUCUUCGUCUAGACCGAAAAAGUCACUUUAUCUAAUACGUCUUCGAAUGCAGAGCCUGCAGGAGCGCCAGAAAAUGGAGGGCCAUUUAUGGGUAGGUUAAAGGUCAAGGUGUUCCUGUUACUGUUCAUUCUGCCUCUCUGAAAGGGGAAAGGCAUCACGAAGAACGGGGAAGGAACAGACGUCUAAAGCCCUCCCGCUAAGUCAACAUCUUCAUCGUCAGCCGGGUCAUUCUCCUCAGCGAGUGCCUCGUCAUCAGCGUCAAAACAGCUAAGGCCUAGCGGGCUACGGUGUCUGGUUGGAAAGUCCACAACUACGGCUACAGUUAAGGCUCAACUUUCAUUGCUCACCAUUUAGAUUCGAGUCUCUGACAUCAAAGAGGUGGAGACCCCAUGAGAGAACAAGGGAAAACUAAGGGAGACUACUAGGGGAUAACUACUACUACUAGAGGAAAACUUAAGUAGGGGCCUUGUCCCUUCAGCAUCAGUGACCAAUGAAUGGCGACCUUCAAACAAUUCAAUACGCAUGCGGGGUCUUCAGAAUCAACCGAAACGCGGAACUUCGAUUACAUCAUCGUAGCAACUGGUGUCCAGAACGGAAUAUGGAAGCAGCCUUUUGCGAGUCUCGAUUAAGGCCGUCUCGUUGGAUUUUCACAUUCUUGUUGUCUGCGAGUGAUACUUCUAGUUCUACUAGGUGUAGGUCUUAAAUCAUAUAUUAGCGCUGUAGAAGUUCUCCUGAUCCUGUCGCCUGUUCACGACGCGACGAUGUGGAUGUCGGAUGUCCUAUAUUUUUAUAUAAGUACUUAUUUCUAAAGAGGAGAGCGAAUGGAUCAGGUGAGAAGGUUGAGCCAGGCAUGGGCGUGCCAAAAGGAAAUGCAUGUAGUUGGGGCUGGUAUAGUGGGCACGGAAAUGGCAGCGGAGAUUAUGAAACGAAAAAGUGUUCUUGUACUCUGAGUUUGUUUAAGCAAGGCAAGCUUUGCAGCAAGAUGAGUAGAGUACUCAACAUAGUAAGUAGUGGAACUACUGACUGAAGAAAGUGUAACAUACUCAUACACAUACACUAACACUUGUAAGCUAUACUGAACUUCUACAACACGACUUGGUAGUACUCAACAUACAAACAAAAAUUAGCUCGUUCAGCUGGUUUAAGUUCCUGUUCCCCACUCGAUCUCAAAUCGAAAUCCAUUACAAUUUAUAAUUUCAGGUGUGAACUAUCUCUAUCUCUAUCUACGAUGAUGUAUCAUGGUUACACACCCACACCGUUAGGUUACAACAGUUUUUCCAAGUCCUAUCCUUUCAUAGAGAUUGCGCAUUAUUUACGAAUACCAGUCUCUCUCUACGACGGGAACCCACGUGUCCUCUUCCAGCUGCCGAAAGACGCUGCAGACUAUGCGAAAAAAUGGUACAAUAAACUCAAGCAGCACCAGCAUCAUAUCAUUUCUUCACUGACUACUCAUGGAAUAUGAUCAGGUCAGAGGACACCAUCGAUGACAAUUCAUUGUGAACUGAGUCAUGGAAAAUCAGGGACUUAUUGCAACAGGACACAAGUACUAUUUCUGGAAAUGAAGAGCAAGAGGAAGAACUGACUCUUCCUUAUAACAAAUCUUCAUGUCAGACACCAAUAAUUGUAAACUGACUCGUCAUGCCAAAUCAGGUUAGACCCCAAUAAUUGUGAACUUCAGGUUAGACAGCAAUAAUUGUGAACUGACCCAUGGUCAGGUUAGACACCAAUAAUUGUGCCCUUCGGAUGGGCGAGGGCUUUGACUUUGAAAACCACGGUGGGGACCCAAACGUCAUAAAGUGUGUUGGUGCAAAGCCCACUGCCAAAUUUCUCAGCAAAAAGUACCUCGAUUCGACAGGAUAUGUGAAGGUACUAGUGUAAAAUAAGCAGAAGCACGGCUGCAAUAUUUAAAUGAAAAUUAUGAAAAAUAUUUUUGACUCCCGCACUAACACUAAGACAAACAAGACUAACUAAACUUCUUGUUGUACGUGUAAUGCAUGUACUUUUUGUUGAGGCCGAUGAGUCGAACCUCCUGCUCUAACUGUUCUCUAUCUAUUUUACAUUUGGUCUCUCGUGAGGCUUCAACAUUCAUCGGCUACCACAUCUAAGGAAGGCAGCAGGCGCGCAAAUUACCCAAUCCUGACACAGGGAGGUAGUGACAAGAAAUAACAACAAUACCAGGUGAAUAGACAACUUCAAGUCCUAGAGGAGUAUCCUACCGCCACAGGAGAAAAAGGGACAGCACAAGAAGACGCAUCCGCAGCUGCGGCAUCACAAGAGAACGCCAACGGCGCGAAAUCGGACGAACACUUUAAGACCUUAAAAUUCCUGAUUCCUCCAGUACUACUACUACUAAUUUACUACUAAUAAUACCAGAGUAGUUUAUAGCACGCAUGGCGCAUGGAGUAGCAUGGAGUGCAUGGAGCGCAGAGCUUUAAGGGGUGCAAGAAGCUCCCCCUUUAGCUCCAUGCUACUCCAUGUGAUCCAUGCACUCCAUGCCAUGCGAGCUGUGAAACCUUAUAAAUUGCUCUGUAAUACUGAUAUGACUACUUUUCAUCUCAUCAUCCAUCUCCUACUACGACUACUUUUCAUCUCAUCGUCCAUCUCAUUCAGAAAUCAGCAGCGUCUUACUUAGAGGAGUUAGACUUCGCAGCCGCAGUGCGAUUGAAGGAGGAGAAAAAAUCUACUCACAGGGAGUAAAGAAGCUCAAAUAUGCUAGGUGUAGUUUUCAAAGAUACUAGCUUGGAUAAGGUCAGAUGCGAAUUUUCACAGAUUAAGGUGCUAGCUCCUGGUAUUGAACUGCUACAAGUCUAAUCCCAAUAUGGUCGAACUCGCGCCCGCGCCUGGCCUGUUCGCAUGCGGAGAUUGCGUCUCAUUGGAGGGGAUGCCCAAAACCAUGUUCGUCGCUGAGGAAAUGGCUGCACUGGUAGUGAGCAACAUUGAGCGCCUGGAGUUAAGGCUGUGAACGGAAGCAGUAGUGUAGUAGACUGACAACUGACAUACCCCUGGGGUAGGUAGAAGAUGGUAGAUCCAUUCACUAUUUUCGAUUUUCGAUGAGCAUGUCUUAGUCUUUCCUCAUCAAGAACGGCAUGAUAAGCAUAAUUUCUCGCCUUCUAAUAAAGGGCUUUGACAGCGAUCUUGUCUCUGAAACCAUCCGGAACACAUCUCUGGCAAAAACGUCUGAAGAGCAGCUACCACUAAAGAGCAUAUCGGAAGAGCUGAUCUUCCCCUUCUGUGUAAGCCUUGGACCCGCGGAUGGUACUUUUAUUCCAGGAAUUUUGGAGGAAUAAGUCGUAAGUAACUGUUGUAGCUGAAAUUGAAAUUCUUGUUGUUGUUUUUCGCAGUAGUUCCAGUUCGUACACUUACAAAUGCUAUGAAAAGUCGUUUAGGAGGUACAAAUAUUUAGACAACUUGUAGCAUUUUUGGCGCAGGUACCCAACUUGUAGUAGUGAUACUUUAUGUGCAAGGAAGUGCCAUCAUUACGUCGGCAAAAAAGUUGAAGUUCGUGACUUUGGUCACACUCACAACAUCAUUCUUUCAACUCGACAUGGACUCGUCCAGCAGGUGUUUUUGCUCAGACAUCAUUGCAGAGCGGAGGAGUUUUGUUGGACGGCAGGGCAGCUGCGAUGCAAAAACAACUGAUAGAAGAUACUAAGAUGAUGCAGCUACGCGAGGAGUCAUUCUACGCAAAACUUGCGUGGUCUGCUGUACACUAGAAGACUCGUAUACCUGCCGACGACUCCUAGAGCUGCCGCUUUUUUGGGCGUAGAUACUUCCAGUUCUGUGAGUAUAUUGUGGAACCUCCGAUGGCCUCAUAAGUAGAUCACACUUGUAGCUACACAAGAGAGUCCAUAAUUGACACGUUUGCACGUGUAGUUGUGCCUGUAGCUUUCUUGGUGACUGAAAAACUUUAACUUUUUUCACCGAAUUGAUUCGGCACUCUAUCGGAGUUUACAUUUUCGUUCUACAUCAUUGAGUCACCAUCCCAGCAAUAGCAAUACAUGUAUCGUCGCACUUGCUGAUACUAACACUACUCUUACAUCUGGGGAACGUCUCUUAUAAUUAUUAUUACUUUGCUCAUCCGACACCGUCUGACGUGUAACCGCGAGCGGAGCAUCAGUGGUACAUUAAUGAAAAUUGGCACUCUAUAAUAGACUAUUUGGCAACUCCAUUAGUAUCCUGACUGCAACAAGGCAACUUUGACUUGGCUUACCAUGAUGGUGAUACAACACAACAAGAAGAACGAAUCCUGCUGUGAUUGCGGCCUUCGAAUUACUAGAGCUAGAGGUCGCAGUGAUUUUCAUGUUGCGCUCAUUGUAGAGAACAAGAUGAUGGGCCGAUCUGUGUAAUAUGUUCGUUUUUGCAGGACGGAAACGUC